AUGCUGCUGGUGAAGCUAAAAGCACCUCGUGCAGCUGAAGCAGUUUGCUCUUAAAGCUGGAAGACCAGAGGCUGAGAAUCAUGACAAGCAGAUUUUCUGCUUGUGUGCUGGCUUUGCUGCACUUCUGUUGUUCCUCUGACUCUUACGAACCACCAGCACUGCCUGAUGUUGGAGAUCCAAAAUUUAUUGAGGAAUGUGUGCAAGCCCAUAACAGAUUCCGGUCUGGAGUGAAUCCACCAGCCAGCAACAUGCUCUACAUGAGUUGGGAUCCGGAUUUGGCAACAACUGCGAAAGCUUGGGCAAAGAAAUGCCUGUUUAAACAUAAUACAUACCUCAAAGAUCCAGGACAGGCUCACCCCAAAUUCACCCCUGUUGGAGAAAACCUCUGGACUGGCUCUAUUUCUAUUUUUACUGUGCAAGCAGCCAUCACCUCUUGGUACGAUGAGGUCAGUGCCUACAAUUAUGCCACCAAUAAGUGCAGAGGAGUAUGCGGCCACUACACACAGAUUGUUUGGGCUACAAGCUAUAAGGUUGGCUGUGCUGUCCACUUCUGUCCCAGUGUGGCAUACUCCUCCAUAACCAAUGCGGCACACUUCAUCUGCAACUAUGGGCCGGCUGGGAAUUACCCAGGACGCCCGUACAAGACGGGAACAGCAUGCAGCGACUGCAACAGCGAGCCGUGUGCUGGCCGGCUGUGUCAAAAUGCAGAGCGGGACAAAGUCAUUAGUUAUUCCAGGUGGCGUCCAGACUGGGACAGACCUGCAUGUGACGAGUACUGCAUCACUGUUAUUGCUUUAAGGCUGUUACUCCUUAUACUGACAAUUCUGGCUGCCUGGCUCCUACCAAAAUACUGGUCUCUAGCACCCACCAGUGAGUGACACACAUGCAGAAGAUCACGAGAGCACUUGGGUCUACUCAUCCCAUCCCGGCACAUAAGUUACUGGCAGCGCAAAAAUCGGUAGAGACAUUGUUUGCAUCCACAGGUGACUUAGAAGAGCAGAAAUAGUCUUAGUCACAGGCAGCAGCUAGGAGAGCUGAUAAGCAGCUUUCUCAUUGCUCAGAACCAGCAACUGGUUUUCAAUUUCCCAUGUAUUUUUUCAAAGUGGAGCGGUAUGAGUGGGAUCCGGUGGGUAAGGGAGCACACUGCCCGGGCAGCACCCUGAGGCGUAGGCAGCUGCCCACCACAAUUUCUUAGGAAGGGCUGGAGGGUGCCCAGCUGAGGAGUGGGGCCCCAGCCCCGGCCCCAGGCAGAGCUCGCUCCUCCCCCCUUCAUAUGGCUCUUUCCUUGGACACUCCUCCAACAAGAUGGAGAGUAGCCUUGGAGAGAUUUUUCAUUUAAAUGUUUGUGGGUUUUUUUAAAAAGAAUUUUUGGACCUCGGUGAGCUCUUGCAUUUGCAUCCGGGGGCAGGCAGUGCGUUUCCCAGUCUUGCAGUGCACUGGGGCCACUGGCACUCCUCUUUGCUUUGAAUUUGGUUUUAAACAUGUCCUCUGUGCCAAGACAUAGUUUCACCUGUGUUUACACAUGAUUAUGUAUCACCACAAUCUUUCCUGUUCUUUUUUUUUCUGAGCAUAUAUAUUUUUGACCAUUGUUUCAAAUAAUAAAUCAUUAUU
Messenger RNA from Tyto alba (common barn owl), 1611 nucleotides. Its product is annotated as glioma pathogenesis-related protein 1. NCBI's taxonomy places the organism in Eukaryota, Metazoa, Chordata, Aves, Strigiformes, Tytonidae. Gene Ontology annotation, cellular component: extracellular region. The transcript is spliced from 6 exons. Bases 81 to 878 code for a protein of 265 amino acids. The record is from RefSeq and is a predicted model, not a curated record.